AUGCACCGUCACUCUCCGAUUCAUCAGAAAACCCUCACCAUCCUUAUCCCACAUUGUGCUGACCCGGCUGAGGUUUUAGCCCCGAGGGUUUUGAAUCGAAUCGCCAUGUUGGAUCGGAUCCUCGGCCCGCUCAGGGCCCGACGGGCUCAGCACCUCCUCCAGAGGGGCAAGCUAACCCUGCUCUGCCUCUUUCUUACAAUCCUCAUGCUGCGAGGAAACCUAGGCGCCGGAAAUUUCGGUACGCCGGAGAAGGACCUCGACGAAAUCCGUGAAACCUUUUCCUACAUCCGCCGGCGGGCCGAGCCCCGCCGCGUACUGGAGGAGUUUUCGACGGUCUCUACGCCGGUUCGGGAGGAGCCGAAGCAGAGCGUGGACAAUAAUUACGCUGAAUUCGACAUUACCAAAAUUUUCAAGGACGAGGAAGAUGGGGUCGAGGAAUUCAAGCGCGAUCCGUCCCAGCCGUACACACUCGGACCGAAAAUCACGAAUUGGGAUCGGCAGAGAUCUGAAUGGCUCAAAAAGAACCCAAAUUUUCCCAAUUUCCUGACGGAGACCAAACCUAGGGUUUUGCUGGUGACUGGUUCAUCCCCCAAGCCGUGUGAGAACUCCGUGGGCGAUCAUUACCUGCUGAAAUCCAUAAAAAACAAAAUGGAUUACUGCAGGCUUCACGGGAUGGAGAUUUUCUACAACAUGGCCCUGCUAGAUGCCGAGAUGUCCGGUUUUUGGGCCAAGUUGCCGUUGAUCCGGAAGCUUCUGCUCUCUCACCCAGAGGUUGAGUUCUUGUGGUGGAUGGAUAGUGAUGCCAUGUUCACGGACAUGGCCUUCGAGAUACCUUGGGAUAGGUACAAGGAUCAUAAUCUAGUAAUGCACGGUUGGAAGGAAUUGGUAUAUGAUGAAAAGAAUUGGAUCGGGCUGAACACGGGGAGUUUCUUGCUGAGAAAUUGCCAGUGGUCUUUGGACAUUCUGGACACGUUGGCCCCAAUGGGCCCCAAGGGGAAGAUUCGGGACGAAGCGGGACAGCUCCUGACACGGGAGCUCAAGGGCCGGCCUGUUUUCGAGGCGGACGACCAGUCUGCCAUGAUUUACAUACUCAUGACCCAAAGAGAUAGAUGGGGGGAUAAGGUUUAUCUGGAGAAUAAGUAUUAUUUGCAUGGCUAUUGGGGGAUCUUGGUGGAUAAGUAUGAGGAGAUGAUCGAGAACUACCAUCCGGGCUUUGGUGACCACAGGUGGCCACUCGUGACUCACUUUGUGGGCUGCAAGCCAUGUCAGAAAUUUGGGGAUUAUUCUGUCGAGAGGUGCUUGAAGCAGAUGGAUCGCGCAUUUAAUUUUGGGGAUGAUCAGAUUUUGCAGAUGUACGGUUUUAGUCAUAAGUCACUUUCUAAUAGGGGAGUCAAAAGGAUUAGGAAUGAGACGAGUAAUCCUCUUGAGCUGAGGGAUGAACUUGGUUUGCUUCAUCCAGCAUUUAAGGCAGUGAAGGUGGUGUAA
Molecule: messenger RNA, 1485 nt
Organism: Striga hermonthica
Lineage: Eukaryota; Viridiplantae; Streptophyta; Magnoliopsida; Lamiales; Orobanchaceae
Source: the annotation of a GenBank genome assembly